This is a messenger RNA of Hippopotamus amphibius kiboko, 387 nucleotides long. RefSeq names its product 40S ribosomal protein S17-like. Gene Ontology annotation, molecular function: structural constituent of ribosome. The coding region runs from base 1 to 387 and encodes 128 amino acids. The record is from RefSeq and is a predicted model, not a curated record. The transcript has a single exon. NCBI's taxonomy places the organism in Eukaryota, Metazoa, Chordata, Mammalia, Artiodactyla, Hippopotamidae. Gene Ontology annotation, biological process: translation. Gene Ontology annotation, cellular component: ribosome.
AUGGGCCGCAUUCACACCAAAACCGUGAAGAAGGUGGCCCGGGUCAUCACUGAGAAGGACUACACUUGCCUGGGUAAUGACUUCCAUACCAACAAGUGCGUGUGCGACGAGACUGCCAUUAUUCCCAGCAAGAAGCUCCGCAGCAAGAUUGCAGGCUGUGUCACACAUCUGACGAAAUGGAUGCGGAGAGGCCCAAUGAGAGGUAUCUCCAUCAAGCUGCAGGAGGAGAAGAGAGGGAGGAGAGAUAAUUACAUGCCUAAGGUCUCAGCCCUGGGUCAGGAAAUCACUGAACUAGAUCCAGACACUAAGGAAAUGCUGAAGCUCUUGGACUUUGGCAGUCUGUCCAAACUGCAGGUCACUCAGCCUACAGUUGGGAUGAAUUUCUGA